AUGGCAACAAAUACAAUAAAUGAUGAAGAAAUUACAUCGGAAACAAAUGAUAAAAUCGAAAAUUCCUCAUUGACAAACGAUGAAAAUAAUUUUAACAAUGAAGAUAAUCCAUUUCAUUUACUCGAAGGUCGAUGGACAUUUUGGUAUACACAUCGACCAACUACAUUUCGUAAUACUGCAGUUAAUUAUGAUUCUUGUUUGAAAAAACUCGGUACAUUUGGUUCCAUUGAAGAAUUUUGGUUUUAUUAUGAUCAUAUGAAAUUUCCUUCUGAACUUCCAUUUUAUAGUGAUAUUCAUCUAUUUAAAGAAAAUUUAAAACCAAUGUGGGAAGAAGAAGGAAAUCGUCUUGGUGGUAAAUGGAUAUUACGUUUAAAAAAAGGUUUAUCUACACGUUUAUGGGAAUUACUUGUUUUGGCUAUUAUUGGUGAACAAUUUAAUGUUGGAAAAGAAAUAUGUGGAAUUGUUUGUUCAAUUCGACCACAAGAAGAUCUUAUUAGUGUAUGGACGAAAACUGCUAAUAAUCAAUUAGUUACACAAAGAAUUAAAGAAACAAUGAAAAAAGUACUUAGUUUACCACAAGAUUGUCCAAUCGAAUAUAAGACACAUAAUGAUUCAUUACGUGAUAAUUGUAGUUAUCGUAAUACAGAUCGUGUUCGGUGA
Rotaria sordida is the source of this 660-nucleotide messenger RNA. Lineage: Eukaryota; Metazoa; Rotifera; Eurotatoria; Philodinida; Philodinidae. The record is from the annotation of a GenBank genome assembly.